Messenger RNA from Fulmarus glacialis (Northern fulmar), 156 nucleotides. Its product is annotated as protein ZNF783-like. The annotation marks the transcript as partial. Gene Ontology annotation, biological process: regulation of DNA-templated transcription. The record is from RefSeq and is a predicted model, not a curated record. NCBI's taxonomy places the organism in Eukaryota, Metazoa, Chordata, Aves, Procellariiformes, Procellariidae. The transcript has a single exon.
GUGCCGGUGACAUUUGAUGACGUGUCCGUCUAUUUCAACGACAAGGAAUGGGAGAAGCUGGAGGAGUGGCAGAAGGAGCUGUACAAGAACGUGAUGAAGGGGAACUAUGAGUCGCUGAUCUCCCUGGGUAAAUACGGGGUGUCCUCGCCCUGGUGA